This is a messenger RNA of Caenorhabditis sp. 36 PRJEB53466, 1165 nucleotides long. The record is from the annotation of a GenBank genome assembly. Lineage: Eukaryota; Metazoa; Nematoda; Chromadorea; Rhabditida; Rhabditidae.
AUGACGGCCGCUCCAGCGAACGACGCCGUCGAUUUGACACUGUUCGAUGUCAAUGAGCAAAUGCAAGGACCGCCUACCUGAACCGAUAAAAAAUGUUCCUGAUUUCAGCCGUUUGUACACCCGAAUUCAACAAGAACAGGCGGAUCUCGAUUUUGCCCGUCAACUCCAAGAGCAGUUCAACGAAGUCGACGAGAAUGACGGACCUCAAGCGCAUCCACAAGCUCCCGCAGUUCCUGCCGAUCCGCCAGCUCCUGUGUCGCCUGCCCAACAGACAAUUGGUGUUUCUGCUUCUGUACUUCCUGCUCGAGUGCCAAUUGAUAUUGAUGCUCCUGUGCCGCCUGCCUACGAGCCAAUUGAUGUUCGUGCUCCUGCUGCUCUCCAAUAUCUAGCUCCAGUAGUGCCUGUUGCUGAUCCAGUGGCUGGUCCAGCUGAUCAGCAACCACCUCAAGCGCCGGUUCCUGAUCUUAUUGUUCUUCGUCACUUCAGACCGCCCAGUCCAGUACCACCAAAUCCUGAAGAUCGUUUUCACGCAGGACUCGAUAAUGCGCCAGUCUCACCACGAAGACGAGCCACACAUCCACGCGAGACGCUGGUUCCCGCCAUGCAAAGGCGCUACGAACUGGUCGAACCACAGCCGAAUGGAGCUCCGGGAGACGAUGGUGAUCCGGCUGGAUAUCGGCUGAUCCACGUUCACCCGCCUGAAGCAGUUUUGGCCGUUCUGCCUCCCCCGCGAGUUCCUGGACCAGCUCCAGGGCCAGUACGAACCAGAAGAUCCAGAGGAGGCGGAGGCGGGAGGGCCAGUGGAGGACGUGCUGCAUCGCGGAUUGCAUCUUCUCCCUAUCAUAUUUCGCAGCGGAUCGGAAUGCCCGACAGAAAAUGGGGUGAAUGUCUGGUGUGCUUCGAAGCUCCGAUCGAUCCGCACGGAUGCAAUGCUUGUCUUAAAAUUAUUGGAUGUCAUGCGUGAGUAAAGUUUGGAAGAAUUGCAUAAUCCUGUCAUUUCAGAUGCGUUCUCGGCUGGCAUCGAGCGUCGCUGAGUUCGUCGUGUCCUUUGUGUCGCAACAGAUGGCAUCCACAACCCGACGUCUCCACGAUGCCCGAAAUUGAGCGUCGAACUCAGCCAAUCGGGAGAAUUGAACCGCUUCGAAUUGACCCGGCACGUGAUUGA